AUGAUUAAAAAAUUAUCAUAUUUCACCUAUGAAUCCCUUCCUGUUUAUACCAUGGUGACCUCAUUAGUGCUGGAUGGCAAUGUAUUGUAAUUCUUCUUGGUGAAUCCUACAUUUGCGAUUACAGAUCAAAAUCAUAUGAUGGCAUUUAGCAAGUUUGCAAAAGCAAAAUUCGCCUUGCAAUUGAGGUUGUCAGCAGAAAUCGAUUAAAGCGACGAGACCCUGAAAAUCAAACGGUGGGCUAGUUUAGGUCUGACCUAUGAAGAACUCUCUUAAUUGCUCUAUCCAGAUUUGCUGCCUGGACAAGAAUUUGCGAUAUGUAAUUCGAUUAACUAUGUAUUUGAAUAGAAUACAAAUAAAAACAACUGUUUGGAAAGCUUGUUCAUCGAAAAUGUGGAUCAAGAUAAACAAAUGACUUACAUAAUAAAUGCAGAUCAGCAUGGACAAAUGAAAAAACAAAUAGAAAAAUCAUUGACAUGGAUAGCUGGUUGGCAUCAUCCAAAAUAAUUUAUUAAAUAAUUAGAAGUAUAAAAGCCAAUAAAUUGA
Molecule: messenger RNA, 543 nt
Organism: Paramecium tetraurelia
Lineage: Eukaryota; Ciliophora; Oligohymenophorea; Peniculida; Parameciidae
Exons: 4
Source: RefSeq, a predicted model, not a curated record